This is a messenger RNA of Apus apus (common swift), 1144 nucleotides long. RefSeq names its product apolipoprotein A5 (gene APOA5). The record is from RefSeq and is a predicted model, not a curated record. NCBI's taxonomy places the organism in Eukaryota, Metazoa, Chordata, Aves, Apodiformes, Apodidae.
AUGCACGUGCUGGUCUGUGUCCAUCCUUCCCUCAGCACCCACCGAGCUGCCGGCUCCGCUGCUCCCACGGAGCAAAGGUUGGCAGCGAGGGCAGCGUCAGCCCCGUCCCGGGAAACCUGCGGAGCCAGCAGCGAGGGCUCCUUAUUGCUGGGAAAACACGGGCUGGUCCAGCGGGAUGGAGUCCGGGCUCGAGUGUCGCUGGCAGAACCGGGAAGGAGCGGGCGCUGGGCGUACCUCAGCCAGCUGGCCAGUGAGAACAGCCCAGAGCUCGGCCCGAGCAGCGAGCUGGGCAGGGGCGUGCAAAACCUGAAGGGACGCGCUCAGGAUGGGGUCGGCUACGUGGGGGACUUCCUGGAGAAGCUGGAACCUCUGGGCAGAGCCCUCCAGCCCCAGCUCUCCCCCGACGGGGCCGAGGCCCGCGGGCAGGUGGGCAGGCCCCUGGAGGGUGUUCGCCACCAGCUGCAGCCCUUCGCGGAGCAGCUGCUGCACCGGGUGUCCCCGCGGGCCCGGGAGCUGCGGCGGCAGCUGCUGCCCGGCCGGGAGGCGGCAGCGCAGCGCCGCGGGGCCGACGAGCUCCAGCGCUUCCCGGCUGACGACGCCGACGAGCUGGCCUUCCACACCCACCGGGCGCGGGACGUUCUCCAGCCCCAGCCCGAGCGGCCGGGGAGCGGGGCCCAGCGCCACGUGCAGGGGCUGCAGCCCCGCGUGGCCCCGCACGGCCGGGCCGGCCCCGAGCAGCUCGACCGGCACGUCCAGGAGCUCUCGGCCCGGCUGAGCCAGCCCGCCCGGGACCUGCUCCGGCAGAUCCGGAGGAACCGGCAGCAGCUCGAGGCGAAGCGGAGCCCGCGGCCGGGCCCCCCCGCCGAGGGGCGGCCCCGGGAGGGGCAGGAAUUCCGCCGGCAGAGCUGCCCGCAGGGCCCGGCCUUGCCCCGCGCGCUGCAGACGGAGGGGACGCGGCGGGAGCUGCGGGCCCGGCCCGGGGAGCCGCCCGGGGAGCCGGGGCUGCGGGCCCGGCUGGACGCGCUGCGGCGGGAGCUGUGGCGGAGCUCGGAGCGCUGAGGGGCCCGCGGGGCCGGGAGGAGCCGCCAGCACCGGGAGGAGCCGCCGCCGCCACGCGUGACCCGCCCCACGUGGCCGCUCACGU